ACCCGUCAGUGUACUGUACGUGGAAUAGCGCUUGGGUCACCCAUAAUUUAAUAACUUUACAAGUAUUUUUUUUCAUCUGUGCCUUACUCGGAUGUUUAGCUUAGGUCUUUGGCAGUUACCGGACUGUUAUGCUCGAGAUACUGUCCAUACCGUAUGCCGGUACCGGUAUUGCCUUUUCUCCGUUUUCUUCGCCCUGCGCAAAAUUCUCCAGGCCAGCUUCCACGCCACCAUUAUCUCCAGGACUUCACCUCUCACCUUCGCCCUGCCGCGAUGUAACGUGUCAACAAGGGGGGUGAGGACGGUGCAUCGGAUGCCCAUAUCUAGACGGGUUCCACACCAACUCACGGUUCUCAUUUGUCUUGAACUGCUGGAGAUGCCGGUACUGGUCUUCGAUCUUGGACAUGAGAAAGCCUCACAGAGCGAGGGUUCCAAGAAAAGUAAAGUAUGGGCUGCGUAGAGCAGUUUCUACUGGUGGAAUGAAAAUGGUUGAACCCCGCUAUCUAUCAUAACUUACCACCCCGCUAUCUAUCAUAACUUACCACCCCGCUGGAAACUACAGACUGCACACUGGUAGGCUUGGGUGGGUCGGUCUUGGCGGCUGUAAACGACAUCUUUUUGUCCUGACACGGGCCUGAUAUAUGGCGCCGGUGUCGGGCCUUGCCCCCGCCCUUAAUUCCUUUGAUCUGCCCUCCAUAUCUUUUUCAUCCCUCGCUAACUGAUAGAAGCGCCUCUGGCCCGAGAGAGAUGGAGUACGGCGAAAUUGAGAGCUUGUUUGUUCACAUCCCCCCUGAGCCAAAGAAUGAGUACGGGAGGAAUAGGGUGGUUACUAGACCUUUGUUUUUCGACCGGGUGAAUGAGGGGUUCCCAAUUACAUCCGCGACACCAUUGCUCCGGCUCCCGAUCGAGCUGUUGAAUGACAUAACGACCUACCUGGAGACCGAGGAUCUUAAAUCACUAGCACUAGUGGAUCGCGAUUGCAGGCAGCUGGCUAGGUAUCACUUACUGGUUUGUCGUCCGCUAAGUUGUAUAGCUGUCCUAACAAACGAACGGCAGGUCGGUCCAAUUCUGUACAGUAACUUUGGAUUACAGUUCCAGAAAACACUCGCUCAUAGAGGCCCUGCACGAAGAAGCCCAGGAGCGCUCCAUCAACAAUGGUUGUCUACCACGGCCUUCAAUCGGCGCUUGCGUCCGCCGCUUUAUUGUGGCGACAGAACCCGGACACCUCUCGGAAGCGCACAAUGUCACCGAGCGGCCUGAUUCGGAGCACCUCCGCGAGGUUUGGGAUAGGUACUUUGGUGUUUACACUGUGCAAAUUGCAUCAGCCAUUGCAGGUGCCCUGCCGAAUCUCGAGGAAUUGAGUCUGCAGGAUAGAACUGUUGCCCCAGAGCAUCUGCUCGGGGCUAUCCCGGCAUCACCGAUCCGGACUCUGAAGCUGGGCAAAACUGCUCUAGCAGUUGACGACCCGAUCUCCAUCCCAUCGGAAGGCGCGAGGUGGGGUAUUAGAUCUUUGGAGCUGGAGGUCAUUCGGGAUCUGAACUCCCCGUCAUCUCUGUGCACUGCGAAUUUUUGUAGGAGUGUUCUAGAAGCUACAUCCCAGAAUUUGGAGCGGUUAGUCUGGCGUGGGCACUUUAGAGACCAACAAAGUUUUGGGAAACCCAUCAACUUUCCGAAACUACGGACCUUGUGCUUAAGUUUGCUAAGCAUAUCCGACGACACAGUCCUGAGCUCUUUCUUCCCUUCCGGCGACACCUCUGCCCUCCGGGCGCUCAGCAUCGACACCGGGACUGAACGCGUCCGUACCUUCCUCUCUGCCCUCGGCACAAUAAAAACACUACAAUCGCUCCAUUACCACUCCUUCGCUAUCGCCAAAGACCCGGACGUCUCCUUCAUUGCUUCAAACCCUCAACUAAAGUCUCUUGCACUCUCCCCGUACACAAAUGAAUACCUAACUACGACCCUCCUUCCAAGCCUCGCAAAGUUCACAUCCCUAACCUCCCUCUCCCUGGUAUUUGAAUAUCCAUCUAUCGACUCCUCUGCAUUGACUUAUAUCAGCAAGAUAAAAUCUCUAACCCAGCUCUGGCUCAGUGCUGGAAAACAAAGUAGCUGGGCCGUUGACUGGGAGAUUGACCAUGACACACUGCUCACUAUGCUCUCCCCAUUGCAAGGAUUGCGAAGGAUGGCAUUUACAAGGGAUACGUAUAGAUCGAAAGACGGGGUUCCGCCAAUUGAGUAUUAUUACGAAUACCGAGUAUUGCCAACGGAGGCUCCACUGCCGGAGUUAGGCGAGGAUGGGCUCGAUGCAGUAUGGGAGGAGUGGCAUAGAAAUAGGAUGGUCAAUGUUGCCAGAAGAUAUUUCGGCGCUUUUAAGCGGCUGAAGUGGUUGCUUGUCGGGAAGUAUCCAAUAGGUGUGAUGGAUGGGGAACCGGUUGUAGAGAGUGGGUCUAGAGAUGAAUGUGAAGGGGUGUUGCGAAGGUGGUGGGGAUUGGACUUGUAAUCUACUGGACUGGUGGGGUGGACGGUGCGAUUCCGGCGGAGGCAUGAUUGGGAUGAACUUGUGGCGGUUAGUGCGGAUGUCUUUCGUUCUGCUCUUACGACGUUGCCGAAGCCUUUAUGAUAUAUGGUUUUACUAGCACUUGAAAUAAAUGAUCACGAAAUCGUA
Messenger RNA from Tuber aestivum (summer truffle), 2659 nucleotides. The record is from the annotation of a GenBank genome assembly. Lineage: Eukaryota; Fungi; Ascomycota; Pezizomycetes; Pezizales; Tuberaceae.